AGGCUUUGUGGAAAUGUCAAAAGAGAUCAAAACAUCGAUGAUUUCAGGAGUGAAAACCAGAAUGACAUGCAGAUGCUUGGGUCUGAUGAAGAAGUCACUCAGAUUCCAACCCAAGCCCAAUCUGUUGUGGAAGGGUCGGGAGCAGUUUUGGUGUCGGAGUAUAAACCAGUCCCUGAUGUGGAUUAUCUACAG
This is a messenger RNA of Ilex paraguariensis (yerba mate), 192 nucleotides long. Lineage: Eukaryota; Viridiplantae; Streptophyta; Magnoliopsida; Aquifoliales; Aquifoliaceae. The record is from the annotation of a GenBank genome assembly.